CCCUGCCUUGGCCUAGUCUCAAAUGAAACUUGAUUGUCACUGAAUUUGUGGAGGAAGACUGCGUUACAUUUCUGGAAUGGCAUUUGUUGCAAAUCGGCCCCCUUGGCUCAGCCACAGGCGUUUGUUGAUAGAAAUGCCCGUCAUAAGGAAGGAGAGGCAGAGAGAAGAAUGGGGGAGAAGGUGGGAGGGAGGGAGUGUAUCAGAGAAUCACAGCAGAGUGAAAGCAACACAGAUUAACUGCGAAAGGAAAGCCAGACUCGUUUUUCUCGUUUGUGCAUAUCUCAAGAAGGUGGGACGUCCUCGUGUAAACAGCAGAGCUCAGUGCUCAUACAACUCAGCACGGGGAUUGAUCUCUGUGGCUUGGAUUUGAACACUCAAACCACACCAAAAGAUGUCUGCAGCGCCGCCUCCGGUGGCCCCUCGAAAGCACUCAGGGGUCCGAGUCAUGAUAAUGCCAGGAGAGCAGCCUCAUCCUGGUGGCCUGCCCAUCUACGCAGAUUAUGGCAAAGAGAACGGUGCCAGAGCUGAGUCCAAUAAUAAUACAUCCCUUCUGAAUGCAGAGAGAGAACUGGAUAUUAUGAACCACUGCUUUGACGACGUGGAGCGAUUCAUGUCCCGCCUGCAGCAGGCGGCUGAGGCCCAGAGUGUUCUCAAGCAGAGGAAGAAGAGAAGCAGAAAGAGCAAGAAAAAGGACAAGCAAGAUGAUGACUUGCUGACCCUGAAAGCUUGCCCUCCAUCAGAGGAAGAAUUUGUGGAAAUCUUUCAGAAAGUCAAGUACUCCCUCUGUCUGCUGGACCGUCUCAAGUCCUCCAUCACGCAGCCUAAUGCACAAGAGCUGCUGCAUCCCAUCUUUGUGCCACUAAGACUGAUGGUGAGAACCACCGGAGGACCAGAGUUAGCAGCGUCAGUAGUCAGUCCUGCUCUGACCAGCGGUGCUGUUUCACUGCUGCAGGAGAAUCUGACUGCAGAGGAAAAGGAGCUGUGGACUUCACUAGGGCCCAACUGGACUUCACCCUGUUCGCACCUCAGUGUGUCUGUUCCUCCGUACUCACCAGUCUUUCUGGAUGGGUGGCAGCCUCAGGCUUAUGACUCGACCGGCCAGCUUUUUGAAGAUCCCAUCGAGUCGCAGCACAAAGAAGAUGCUGUCAGGGAAAGCAGGGAGGUGCAAACUCUACAGGACCAAGCACGACGGACAGCCACGGGCCCUGGGGAAGACACUGAUGACGGAGAAGGAAAUGGACUGCCACCAGAGGGUGAGAGAAUCUUCUGCUGCAGUUAUGACUUUGUGGCUAGAAACAGCAGUGAACUCUCUGUGCUCCAAGGAGAAACACUAGAGGUCAUUGAGUCAACAAAGCGAUGGUGGAAGUGUCGGAAUCGCUUUGACCAGAUCGGAUUUGUCCCCUUCAAUAUCCUGGAGCCUCUGUCUGCUCUGAAUAACACUGGGAGAGACAGCCCUGUGGUCCGCAGGGAGUCAAAGAAGACAGCCCUUACCCCUCGGCCAAGGUACUUCUCGUAUGCUCCACCAAGCCCAGAUGCGACCAGUCCAACAAGCCCUAUGAGACCACAGAGCAUGGUUUUUCCAUCCACGGCAAUGCAGGGAGAAGACAGUGACCGAGUCCUGAUAAUGAAUGACGAGCUUCUUCAGCGGCUAGCUGUGAAAAGAGACCCCGUGCGUCCUCUGGUGAUCCCCCGGACAGCCGACACCACCACUCCCCUGAACUACCACUCCCAGCAUGAGGAGGUGGAGGCCUGGCUCACCGCCAAGGGCUUCAGCCAGCCGACAGUUCAGAGUCUGGGCGUUUUAAAUGGAGCGCAGCUUUUUUCCCUUAAUAAAGAGGAGCUCCGUGCUGUGUCACCAGAGGAAGGUGCAAGAGUCUACAGCCAAAUUAUGGUGCAGAAGGCCGUUCUUGAGGAUGUGCGCAAAGCAACAGAACUAGAAAAAGCGAUGGAGAGGCAGAAGCUGAAGAUCGACCUGGAGUCAGAGAGCCAAGCAGUGUGACGGAGCUCUAAAACAUCCUCCGAUACAGAUGUUGAUGACUGGAGUAUCUCAUACACAACUGGAUGCACAGAGUGAUGGAUUUUAAUCUCUUAACCCUUUGAUGCACAACAUGGGUCUAAAGUGACCCGACUGAGGUUUUAAUUUUCUAUAUUUUUGCAAUAAAUUAAUUUCAUCAUUCAGUAUUCCAGGUUUUCCUCAAUCAACUUGUUUUUGAUCAUCCUACAUCCUAAUUUUUUGUUUUUCAUUUCUUACUUUUUGAAUAAAAACCCUUUUUGUAUCACUACGCUUCUA
Centropristis striata (black sea bass) is the source of this 2290-nucleotide messenger RNA. It is a transcript of the gene eps8l1a, whose product is annotated as eps8 like 1a. The coding region runs from base 392 to 1999 and encodes 535 amino acids. The record is from RefSeq and is a predicted model, not a curated record. Gene Ontology annotation, cellular component: ruffle membrane; vesicle; plasma membrane. Gene Ontology annotation, molecular function: actin binding. The transcript is spliced from 14 exons. NCBI's taxonomy places the organism in Eukaryota, Metazoa, Chordata, Actinopteri, Perciformes, Serranidae. Gene Ontology annotation, biological process: Rho protein signal transduction; positive regulation of ruffle assembly; regulation of Rho protein signal transduction.